GCGCGCGGGGUGGGCGGGGCAGAGGUGGGUGUGUGGCUCAGCUGAUCCACGCAGCCUCCGCGACUACCGCCGAGAGAGAAGGAGAUACGCGAUAAGAGACACGGUUCGGCUGCACCUCCGCCUCCCCCCGGCCCUCACGACCACCGGGGAGAGAGCUGCGAGCGCGGGGGAGAGGGGGAGAGCGGGAGCCGGAGGAGAGGCGCCUCUCUGCGGCAUCUCUCUCAGCCUGACGCCGCGCCUGGCUCUUGCUGCCGCUGCUGUAAACAUGUAAGUGCCCACUACUAGCUGGUGGUACCACCCUGGCUCCAAUGGCCCACAUGACGGCUUGUGGCGCUGAGUGAGAAGCUGGGUUCAGGCUCCUCACAAUGGGCAGCGUAGGCAGUGGUGUGGCUGGUGAACAAGAGUUUGCCAUGAAGAGUGUGGGCACUCGUACCACCCUCCCCCGUGGCCCGCCACUGUCACGCCGAGGCCCCGCAGAGCGUAGCUUCAGUGCCGAACGUCUGCCUCCGCCACCCUCCACCUCUGAGGGCACAGGCUCCAGCGACGAGAGGGGGGGCAGCAGCAUCACCACGGACCGGCCCCAGCUCACAGGCUGUGAGUCCACCACCAUCUCCUCUAACCUAGAGAGAGUUCCCUCUGUCGGUGAGCGGCUGGAGGCCAGCGGGGGAGUGAGCCGCAGGGAAGGUCCCAGGGGGGCGGGGGGCAUGGGCAUGGACACCUGUGGGACUGGGAUGGGGCAUGCUGGUGAGAGACACAAUGAUGGCAUGGCUCCUGUGAAGAUUAGAGAGGGGAAUGCUGCAAAGACAGAUGGUCGCACACCGCCCAAGAUUAUGACCAUGUCUGGGAAACUUGAACAGGACAAUUCUGGAUUGGUGCGGCCGUCUGCCUUCAAACCCGUAGUGCCAAAGAGCUUUCACUCAAUGCAGAACCUGGUUGGACAUGCUGGAAGUGGAGGGGGUGCUGGAGGUCGGUCUGCUGGAGGUACUGGAGGUUCUGAUGCUCCCCAGUCACUUAUAGAGCAGGAGAGUCCAGAGAGGGAACGGGCUGGAGGGAACGGAGGCCAGGGAGGCAUGUCUGAUUCUGGGAGGAACUCGCUCACCUCUCUGCCCACUUACACAGGACCUGGCUCGGCUUACGGCCCUCCUCCUGCCCUCGGCCCCCUUAGUGCAUCAACCAGCCAUAUCAACAGACUGGGCACUGCUGCUGCCCCGCUAGACAAACUGGACAAGCCUAGCUACCAGAACGGUCUGAGCAUUUCUGACAGUGGACGCUCAUCUUCUGGAAAGAGCUGUUUGUCUUAUCAGAGACUUUGUCACAUGGGGGAAAGGCCUGCUGCCGUUCGUCCUUCCCCCUCCUCAGAUGACAUAAUACAAGACUUGGAGGAUCGACUGUGGGAAAAAGAGCAGGAGGUCCUCCACAUGCGCCGCAACCUGGACCAGAGUGAGGCAGCCAUUGUGCAGGUGUUUGAGGAGAAGCAGCGAGUGUGGGAGCGCGAGAUGGAAGAGCUGAGGCAGAACUACGCUGGGCGACUGCAGCAGGUGACCCGGCGAGCGCAGCGCUCUCAGCAAGCCCUGCAGGCACAGAUCACCCGGCUGCAGCAGGACAAGAACAGGCUCCAGGAUGAGAUUGGUGCCCUGCUGGCCCAGCGAGAAGAGCUGGAGAGAAAGUGCCUGGACUACCGCAAGGAGCAGGCUGACAUCCUGCCCCGGCUGGAGGAAACCAAAUGGGAGGUGUGUCAGAAGGUGGGCGAGAUCUCCCUGCUGAAGCAGCAAUUGAGGGACAGUCAGAACGAGGUGACCCAGCGAGCAGGAGAGAUGGUGGCCCUGAGGGGCCAACUCAAAGAGCUCAAUGCCCAGCUGAAGGAGAGGGAAGAAGCUAUGCUUGGAUUAAAGGACUCCUAUAACAGAAAGAGUCGUGAGUUGGAGAGGUGUGAGGGAGAGCUCAAAAAGACACUGGCUGAGGUCUCGAUACUACGGGACAAGCUAGUGGUGUUUGAGGCUGAAGUCCUGGGCCUGAAACGAGCUCUGGGUGAACUGAGUUACACCAGUGACCACUCGGUGGGCAGUCUGGGCAGCAGCCUCAGCGGCAGCAGCAGUCUGCCCUGGGGCGGCCUGCACUCGCCCCGCACUCCUGAGGGCCUAACACCACUGUCCCCCCUCAGUCCUGUGGUAGACACCUUGCUGAGCCUUCAGAGUGAUGAAGCCAAGGCGCAGAGACAGGAAGCAGGCGAGCUGCGGCAGCAACUGGAGCGAAUGCAGAGCGAGUUGCGGCUGGAGCGGCAGCAGCGCGAGCGCCAGGCUUUCACAUUCGCCCAGGAGCGUCACACCUGGCAGGAUGAGAAGGACCGUGUGCUGAAGUACCAGGCCCAGCUGCAGCUCAGCUACGUGGAGACAUUGCAGAGGAACCAGGCUUUGGAGGAACGCGUUGGACAGCUGGGAGCCAAACUGACCACCACUCCCAGUUCACCACCUCCGAGCAGCCUGCCAGUCCACGUCCCGGUCACAGUUACUCUCACCCCGGCUGCGGAUGACUCCAAGACGGCCUCCUUCAAUCAGCUGACUCCGCCGUGGCCUGGACCUACUCGCCUGGAGAGAAUUGAGUCUACUGAGAUUUAGCGUCCCCGCUGCAUAUCGACUUGAUACAGAGACAAUCGACUUUCAUUCAACUUAUGUUGCUGAAAACGGUUUGUUUAAAUGUGUACCACUUACAGUCCCAAAUAUUCACAAAGGGGCCCAACCGAGGAGACUUGCUUAGGGAACAAAGAACAUGCAGUUAUAAAUCAAUGUGCUGGAAAGAUAAAGGACUCAAAAGUCUUAUGUCCUACAUACACACGCGUGCACACACACAAAAACACACUGACAUCCUCUAAAUAUCUAACUCAAGGGAUUGAGGUCAUUAGGAAACAAAAUGGGAAAGAAAGUAUAAAGGUCUGAAAAAUAUCUACCAGGGGUCUUUGUAUAAAUUUAAGGGUGUACUCACACUAGGUAAUCCGUACUGUGCCCAAACAUGUUUCCUCCACAAAGCCUGGUUCUUUGGACUAGUACAAUGAACCGUGCCUGGGCCUGCUUGAAGACCUGAAGAAGUGUGCUCACUAACUGUGCCCAAGCAUGGAAUGUUUAUAUGACAUCAGUGAUGCUGCCUCUUUUAUAACGUGCAGCACAAUUAACCGAACAUUCUUGUGUUGCACAAUCAACAAAGGAAAAAUCUAAUUAAAUACAAUCUGCAUCAGCUGUCUGAUCUGAAUUGUGCCUGUUUAUUCUUUUUUUUAUAAAUAAAACAGGAAAAACAUGAGAGAAGAACAAAGCAAUGGAUGGGAUGGUAAUCCAUCAAUAGUUUAUCCAGGGAGGAUUAUUGUUUUUAGUAGUAACAGUAAUAGGAGUGGUAUUGUUUUUAUUUAUUUAUUAGUUUAUAAUUUAUUUAUUAUAGUAGGACCAAGAACAGACAUUAAGUCAAAAGAGGAGUCAGAAGAGUAUUUGUAAUGGGAUACACAUACACUUAAAAAAAGCUGGGUAUAAGUUUAUUAAAGUUUAUUAAGUUUAUAAAUUAGAAAUGGUAGUAGUUCUAGCUGCAUUUCUGUUCUUGUUAUAUGAAAUUAGUUCAAUAUUAAAUCUGCCAUCAUUUAUCGUCUUUAUCGUACUUAGGUUCCGAUCAUAAGUGGCCAGUGCAUAGUACAGGUGGAAAUGAUAUGUGAGAUCUGACCACAAGCUGUCACAGGAGAUGCAUUUAAAAUGCUUGGUGUGAACAACUUUUCAUAUCACCCAGGAUGUGAUGCCACAUGUGAACAAGGAAGAUGUUUAGUUUAAUGUGGUUGAAGGGGCCACCAUCUUUCUGUGUAAAAUUCUGUGCAUACGCAGUCUGAUUUAGGCAAUUGAUGCAGAUUGUUUUCUUAAACACAUAAAUCAUCUUUGUGAGAAUGUAAGCAUGCUUGGACACGGAAUGUUAAGCAUGAUAGAUGUGAAAAGGCGAAGCUGCUUCCUGGGUGGGCCAUUGAAGGCUGUUCCAAAGUGAAAGAUUCUGUGUGUACAGCAAAGAAAUGUAGCCAAUAUUUGGAAUUAUAUGAAGGAUGCAACUGAUGUAUCCUUCGAAACCUUGAUUGUGGGCAUUAGAAAAUGGAGAAAAGACUAGUGCAGAGUUUAUUUAAAAAUAUUUGUGAAUUAUUUAUGAAUUAUUUCUGUAAAGAAAUGAAAAAGCACACAAGUUUCUGACCUUAGUGUCAUCACAUGAUGCUCGUGCAUGAUGUCACUACAAAGCCUUGUUACACUGACCAAAAGGCUUUUGAGACUCCUACCACGACUACACUUUGGAAUGCAGCUACUCUGAGGGGCAAUUGUGCUCGGGCACAGUACAAGGCCACCAGUAUGGCCUAGUAUGGGUACACCCUAAGAUGGAGAAUGUUGUUUUAAAGGGAUCUACAAUCAGCUUAGAGUGUUCCAAUUAGAGGAAAGGCACAGGCGUGUUUCAGUCAUGUUUCAGGGAUACUGGGGAACCUGGUUCUCCAUCACUGCACAAAAACUUGCAGUGACUAAAAAUUGAUCACAAAGGGAUCUAAGGUUUAUCAACAAAGAAUCUUUAAACAGAUCCCACUCGCAAACAGAAGUACUUGAAAAAAAUAUAUAGUUUUUCUUUAGUUUUUUUAAGUUAGAAAAUGGGGAGACCUAAAACCAACUUCUAAACUGACCUAAACUUGCUUUAAUUUAUUCUUAAACUUGAGUUCCUUUGUAGACCAGGAUUAGGAGAGUGAAUAUGGUUAGACAGUAAGCAAAGAGAGCUGAAAGAGCCGAAAGUCCAGGUAAUGAACAUUGCUCUCUCAAAGAAAGGACAAAGACAGACUUGCUGCUAUGUACUAGUGUGAUGUUCUGCUGUGUUAUUGGAAGACUGGCUAUGGAUUUGGGUGUUGAUCAUCGCUAUUUAUGUAAACAUGUUAAUAUACCAAGAUACUCCGUGUGAAUAUUUUGAAAAAGAUGAUUAUUAUUAUUACUAUUAAUUAUUGUGAACCAAUGAAGCAGACAAGUCGACAUUACUUUCUCAAACAUGGUACACAUAGGCCUACCAUUUUAUCUCUUAUAUGAUACAAUGCAACAACCAUAUCCAAACCCAUGUUCCUUUUGAUGUUGUUGUAAUUAUGGUAUUGUUUUAGAGCGCAAAUGCUAACUAUGUUUUUAUACUCAUUUUUAUUGUUUGUAUUUAUGUUAGUGUAAUGGCUUGAUGAAGAGCAUACCCAAGCAGAAUCAGAAAUAAAGACACAAGUCUUUUUG
Molecule: messenger RNA, 5255 nt
Organism: Astyanax mexicanus (Mexican tetra)
Lineage: Eukaryota; Metazoa; Chordata; Actinopteri; Characiformes; Acestrorhamphidae
Gene: lzts3b
Product: leucine zipper, putative tumor suppressor family member 3b
Exons: 6
Coding region: 366-2615 (749 amino acids)
Biological process (GO): regulation of dendritic spine morphogenesis
Cellular component (GO): dendritic spine
Source: RefSeq, a predicted model, not a curated record